Messenger RNA from Drosophila miranda, 4608 nucleotides. It is a transcript of the gene Mkp3, whose product is annotated as dual specificity protein phosphatase Mpk3. Gene Ontology annotation, molecular function: MAP kinase tyrosine/serine/threonine phosphatase activity; protein tyrosine/threonine phosphatase activity. The record is from RefSeq and is a predicted model, not a curated record. The coding region runs from base 881 to 2275 and encodes 464 amino acids. Gene Ontology annotation, biological process: protein dephosphorylation; negative regulation of MAPK cascade. Gene Ontology annotation, cellular component: cytosol; cytoplasm. NCBI's taxonomy places the organism in Eukaryota, Metazoa, Arthropoda, Insecta, Diptera, Drosophilidae. The transcript is spliced from 5 exons.
AUGUAUCUCUCACAUGUAUCUCGGCCUCGCGGAAGGAAACAACAGACAACGGAAAGAAAAAUAGUGUCGAGUGUUGUUUCUGAACUCAGAAAAGUCCGUUGAUAUAUCCCACAAAAAUAUCCAUUGAUAUAUUGGCAAACGAAAUAUAUUAUCAAACAAAAAAAUAUAUACAUAUACCAAUUGAACAUACCUACAGCGCGCUUUGAUAUCGCUCCACCGCUGUCGUCGUCAGGUUGUUGGGGCUCCACCACGCACACGUUUAGAAUCGGUGUAUCGGAACGGGCCGUUCGUUCGGUCUCCACACACUCAUACAGCUGCAGCGAUACAUACAUACACACGGUUGUGAUUUGGCGCGGACCUGUAUGCGUGAUGAAUGUGAAGCCUACAACAAAAUAAAAGAAAUCAGAGUAAAAGAAAACAGAAUACAAAACCCACAGAAAACAGUGAAUGUAAAACAUUGAAUAUUCCAUUUUAGUUAAGUUCUUAAAUGAAACAAAACUAAAGUCUCUUUUGGAUUUCCCGUAUUUUUUUUUCGUGUGUGUGAGUGUGUUUGUGUGCGGGAGCAAACCAGAAAGGGGAACAGCAACAAAAGCAAAGCAGCAGAAGAAGAAGAAAGAACCAGAAAGAAAGAAAAAAAUGUGCGGCAGUUCGAAGAAGAAGCCAAAGCAGAUGAUGUAAACUUUGUUGUAACCAAAACUUGGACAGAGAGCGGGACAGCGAAAGAGAGAGAGAGAGAGAGAGAGAGUGAGAAACGAACUCUAGAAAAGAACACUCAGACGGAUUUUUCUUCCCCCCACCUACUACUACUACACCUACUCCUCCAUCGACUUCAAUUUUUUUUUGUGAGAGUGCAAGUGUGUGAGAACGAGAGCUUUCUACAAUGCCAGAAACGGAGCACGAAAGCUGCAGCAAAGAGUGGCUCCAGGUCCAGCUGCGCUCUCUGGACGCCAAGGAGCUGAUCCUGCUCGACUGCCGCGGCUCCCACGAGUACAGCGAAUCGCAUAUCCGUGGCGCCGUCAAUCUGUGCAUUCCCAGCAUUGUGCUGCGGCGCCUUGCCACCGGCAAGAUCGAUCUGGCCUCCACCAUCAAGUCGCCGGAUCUAAAGGAUCGCAUCCAGACGGGCUACAAGCUCUGCCUCUUCAUUCUCUACAACGGCGAGGGCGUGGCCGGACAGCAGGAUGUGGCCGGAGCCGGAAUGGGGGCCAACGAUUCGAUUAUCAAUAUCUUGCACCGCCGCCUCAAGCAGGACGGAUGUCGCGUGGUCGCACUGCAAGAUGGCUUUUCCAGUUUUCGCUUAGCAUUUCCGGAAUGGUGCGAGGAUGACAGCCAGGCGCAGAACAAAGAGAUGGAAUCUAGUCGCAAUGUCCAGACCGAUCAGUUAAUGGGCCUCAGAUCCCUACGCAUUUCCACACCGCAUUCCGAUUCCGCCUGCAGCAGUUCGGCCGAGUCCUCGGACUGUGAGAGCACCACCCAUCAUCAUCAUCACCAUCAUCAUCAUCAUCAUAGCUAUAAUGAGGCGCCCGUGGAGAUAAUACCAGGCCUUCUGUUCCUGGGCAAUGUCACCCACAGCGGCGACUCGAAGGCAUUGCAAAAGUACAACAUUAAGUAUGUGUUGAAUGUGACACCGGAUUUGCCAAACGAGUUUGAAAAAUCGGGCAUCAUCAAGUAUCUGCAAAUACCGAUUACCGAUCACUAUUCACAGGACUUGGCCAUGCAUUUUCCAGAUGCCAUACAGUUUAUAGAGGAAGCGCGCUCUGCGAACUCGGCGGUGCUGGUCCACUGCCUGGCUGGCGUUUCGCGCUCGGUGACCGUGACGCUCGCCUAUUUGAUGCACACGCGCGGCCUCAGCCUCAACGACGCCUUCAUGAUGGUGCGCGACAGGAAGCCGGAUGUCUCGCCCAAUUUCCAUUUCAUGCAGCAGCUGCAGUCCUUUGAAAGUCAGCUGCGACUCAGUCCUGGCGAUGGCCAGCCCAUGGACGAGGGCAACUGCGGCGGCAUGAUGGGUGGAAUGGGGGGACCCCCGGUGGGCUUGGGCCUGGCUCCCGUUGGCAGCUCUGUCUCGAAUUCGGUAUUGAUGGACAAUCCCAGUGUGGUUGCCUCCCGUUGCGGCGGUCGCGGCUCCAAGUUCUCGUGCAACUGCAUUGCUGCCGACUGCAAGUGCAUGCAGACCGGCGGCUUUAUGGCUGCUCAUUUGGCCAAGGCCACUGGUGUAUCGCCGGACUCGGGCAUUGAGUUUGAUCGCUGGACACCAUCCUCGGACACGGGUCUCAAAUGAGACCAGCUGCUGGGUGGGAAGAGUUUUGUGCUGCCGCCAAGUCAGGAGAUUCUAUUAGGAGGAGCAGGAGCAGGAGCAGGAGCCGUUGCAGCCACAUCGCCACCGCCAUGCUGCAUCUAUCUGUCGGCCAGCGACAACAUGUCGCCGGCCAGCACCACCAGCUCAUCCACAUCGACCACAACCACCGCAGAGGCGGUGUCUGUGGUGGAGGUGGUGCAGCGGGACGAUCAGAUGCAGCUGGAAAUGAUGGCCGAUGAGGAGCAGCUACAGGAGGAACAAGAUGCUGCACAAGAUGCUGCUCCUGAUGGGAAUGCGUUCUAGGAUGCGUUCUUGACGACAAGAAAAUAGACAAAGCGUUUUCCUACACACACACACACAUAAAAACACAUACAUAUGAGCAGCCUAUAUAAAUGGGGGUACACUCCUUCAAAUGCCACUUGGAUACGAAAUAAAAACAAAGAAUAUCUCCCCGUCUUUGACGACAUUGAAGCAUCCAAGUGAAAGAAUACCCAUAAAAAAUAACUAGAAUUAAUAUUAAUAAUAUACGUAUAUAUUAAAAAUAAAUGUAAUAUUUGGUACAUUUCUAAGGUCUAAAUGCAGCAAAAUAAUGUCUUGCAACAAACAAACAAAAUCCAAUGUUAUCCACACAACACACACACAAGCACAGACACACAGAAAGAUUAAAAAAUAUAUAAAAUAUAUUUAUAUAUGUAUACUAUACACCCCACCCCCACCCCAUUGUACAUGUUUGUAUUUAACUCCUAAGCCAAGUCAAAAGAAUAAUAAUAAUAAUAUUAUAUGGGAGCGAAAACCACAAAAAAAACACACAAAAAACAAAAAAAGAAAGCAAAAAGCUAAUGGAAAAAACUAAAUGUAAUAUUGAAUGGUAUUUUUAUUUUUUGGUUUGUUUUGUUGCUGUGGACGCAUAGUUUUAUUUGUAAUUUUUAAAUGUAAAAUGUACUAAAAAAAAGAAAAGAAAACUCGAACGUCGUUUAUAUGUAUAUGUAAAUGUGAAACUGUUAUACACAAUGGAACCCCCCCUUCCCCUCACUAAUAUACAUAUAUAAGUAAUACAUAGAGAUAUAUCUAUCAUAUGUAUAUGUAACUAUUGAAUGCCAAGUCAUAUUUAAGUUUAAAGUAAACUAAAAAUCCCGAAUAUCGAAGAAGAAUUUUUAAAAUUGAAGCAAACAAAAACAAAAAUAUAAAUACAAAAACCAACUAAAACGAAGAAAAAGAAAAUAAAAUACAAACAAAAAAUUUGCACAACACAAAAAGAUAUAAAAGAAAAGGAAAAGAACAUAAACCUCCACGAAAGGAGAAAAACCCCUACCCCAUAAAUUGCCAAGGGUCUGAAGGGGAUGGUUGCACAGGAUGCUGCAGAACAGAGCAAAGGUAAAUCCCAUAUUCUAGAUCGUAAGACAAAGAAGCAAAUGAUAUUCUAAACAAACAAACAAAAAAUAAAAAUAAAGAAAUGUUAUUGUUGGAAAACAGCGAAUAGGAAGGAUAAGGAAUGGUUUGUUAAAUAUAUAUUUAGGAUAUAUAUAGAUAUAGUGGUAGGUCGGCUGUUUUUCCCCACAGACAGGCAAUGUUGGUACAAAAUUUUAUCAGGUGACGUUUAACAACAACAAAAAAAAAACACAAAAUAAAUGGAAACUAAACAAAAAAAAUAAUCCAGACAUUUUUCGAAAAAAGGCUGUGCGCAAUAUAUAUAAAAAAAAAACAAACAAAAGCAAAUAAAAUAUAUGACGAAUAUAGAUGAAAAAAAAAACCAGAGAUAAAAGAGCAGGAUUCAAUAGAAGAAACAUGGCCAAAAAAAUAGAGUUGGUUAGAGAGUUUUAGCUGAAGUUUGACUGAUUUGAAGAGGGUUGCAGAUUGGAGAUGGUAAGUGAAGGAAUAGAUGGGAAUAUUUGAAAUUGAAAGCUCAGGAAAUUAGUCCAAAUGCCGGCAAAUGGGUUGUUACGAAAUGAUAUAAAUAUAUUUAUACAUAGGAAUGAUUUGAAUACUAAAGUUUAUAAGAAAGAGAAACAUUGCAUUGCAUUGCAUUAUUGAAUCUCGCACAAGUCGAGUCCGAAUAGAUACCAGAUCUCUCAUACCCACAAAACACUCAUUCCAGUUUCCACUUGGAAAUAUUUAUAUCGCAAAACAGUCUGACGUUCAGGGGGACCCCCCCGGUCCAAGUACAGGAAUGAAACGAGAAAACGUUGCGAUUUUGUUGAGGCAGCUAAAAUACGGAUCGAAGUUCCUGUUGGAGGAGGACAAGGAUGAUGCCGAGCUAGUAUAUAAGCCCCCCAAACUUUUUUCAGCGGAAAACCCUACGAUUUUGAAUGAGCUUU